UGCAGGUGCGUUGUAUGGACUGGCGAUGGUCGCGUUUUCUUCUACAAUCCAACGGCCCGUCUCUCUGUAUGGGAACGCCCAGCUCAACUGCUUGGCAGGAAGGACGUUGAUGCUGCAGUUGCCCAGCCUCCGCAUCUUGUACAACAGCAACAACAACAGCAACAACAGAAGAAGGAAACGACUCCCUCGAAAGGUUCUAACGGCGAUCUCAAACGUGGAAUCGACUCGGACAGCGACUCUGAGAGCGACGGCCCGAAACGGGUCAAGAAAGUCGAUUUGGUGGGCGUGACGACGAAAAAGGCCAUCGACGCGAACGCGGACGCAGCGGUGGAGGCGGAGAUGCUUGCGGCCAGGAAGCGGGUGGUGUUGCCGUUCGAGGAUCGAGUGGCCUCCUUCCUGCAGCUGCUGCGGGAGUCGGACGUGUCGGCCUUCAGCCCCUGGGAGAAGGAGCUUCACAAGAUCGUCUUCGACGACCGCUACCUGCUGCUCGAGUCUAAGGAGAGGCGACAGGUGUUCAACAAGUACGUGCGCGAUAGAGCUGAAGAAGAAAGAAAAGAGAAACGCAACAAACUACUGCUGAAAAAGCAGACUUUCAAACUUCUCAUGGAAGAGGCCAAAUUACACUCAAAGUCAUCAUUCACCGAGUUCUCAACGAAGUACUGUCGGGAUGAACGGUUCCGCGCUAUCGAGAAACUGCGCGAGCGUGAGACCUACUUCAACGAGCACAUUGCUGAACUGCGCAAGAAAGAGAAGGAAGAGAAAGAGAAACGCAGGGAACAGGCCAAACAAGAUUUCAUACAGCUCCUCAAAGACAAAAAUGUGGACCGUCACGCCCGUUGGGUCGAAGUGAAGAAGAAAAUCGAUGUGGACGUCCGGUAUAAAGCGGUUGAGAGUAGCUCCUUGAGAGAGGAUCACUUUAGGGAGUACUGCAAGAUGAUUAAGGACGAGAGGAAGAAGGAUGGAAAGGAGAAAGAACGCGAACGCGGCAGCCGAAAGGACAAGAAGGACAAAGAUCGCGACAAGGAGAAGGAGAAAGAGAAGGAUAAGGACAAGGACUCCAAGAAAGAGAAGAAGAAGGAUAAGGGAGAGCAAGAUUCCAGUCUAGAAGAACCAAAGCAGGAGAGUGAGCCGGUAGAAGAGGAGAAGAAGGAGGACGACGAGGCCAAGGAGAGGGAGAGAGAGGCGAGAGCGCAGGCGUCCAUCAAGGAGAGAGAGAAGCAGGUGCAGAAGGCGCUUGCCACCAGUCUCCGCGAUCGGGACAAGGAGAGGGAGUACCACAAGAGAGACGAAGCUAUGCAGCAUUUCAACGCCCUGUUAGCGGAUUUGGUAAGAAACGCGGACCUGACGUGGCGGGAAGCGAAGAAACAGUUGAAGAAAGACCACAGAUAUAGUUUAGCCGACGACCUCUCGAAGGAGGAUAAGGAACGUCUUUUCAAUCAGCACACGACGGCCGUGUCUCUGAAACGGCGCGACAAAUUGCGAUCGCUUUUGGAGGAGUUGGGUGUGGGUUGCACCGCCCACUGGAGGGAUGUACGGAAACUCAUUGCACAGCAAACGGCCGCUCCUACUUAUAGGAAUGCUGCACAGAUGGAGCGCGAAUUCCGCGAUUUCCAACGCGACAAGCAGAUCGCGGCCAAAACUGCCCUCCGCCAGUUGCUCCAAGAGACCAGAUCGAUUACGCACCGGAGUCUGGCCGCGACCAAAGAGAGUCAGGCUGCCAUGGCCCAGAUACAUGAGUCGCUUAAAAUCGACGCCAGGUAUUCGGCAUUGGAGCACAUACCAGAUGAAAGGGACCAAAUUAUAAUGAGUUAUUUAGAAGAACUUGAGAAGAAAGGUCCGCCGCCGCCGCCGACAGCCACUGAGCCUACGCGGAGAGCUAAGCCCUGACCUGCGCCAUCUCGCGGCGGUGAACAUAGUUGCUGUGAAUAGAUGUCGCUAGUGAAUGUAAUGACUGUAUUGAAUAAAUGAAUUUUGUGGUU
This is a messenger RNA of Pieris napi, 1979 nucleotides long. Its product is annotated as transcription elongation regulator 1-like. NCBI's taxonomy places the organism in Eukaryota, Metazoa, Arthropoda, Insecta, Lepidoptera, Pieridae. The transcript is spliced from 13 exons. The coding region runs from base 340 to 1887 and encodes 515 amino acids. Gene Ontology annotation, cellular component: nucleus. The record is from RefSeq and is a predicted model, not a curated record. Gene Ontology annotation, molecular function: RNA polymerase binding; transcription coregulator activity.